CGACUAUAAAUACUGAUUUGGUUUCCCAGUUAUUUAUUGGUUGUUUUGAUCGCAUCAACAAAACAAGAUAAACAACUAAAUAAUCCUAACAAUAAACAAUGGGUUCUUUGGUACAAUAUGUUGUCACAUUGAUUGCUGCGGCGUCUACUGUUUCCGCAUUGGGUGGGUUGCAAAACAUCUUUUUUGAAGAAAGUAAGGGGCAAGAUUUAUUACCAUUAUAUGCAAACCAUCAAGUUGCAACAUUAUUCUUAGACCAACAAGACUGGCCAGGUGUUAUUCGAGCUGGUUUAGAUCUCAGUGAUGAUUUUAAGAAAGUAACAGGAUAUUCUUUACCUGUCGUUAAUUUUACAAGUAACAUUUGCUCUUCUGUUCAUGGGCAAAUUGAUACGGCUAUAAUUGUUGGUACUAUUGGGAAUUCAUCUAUUAUUGAUGGAUUAAUUUCAAGCAAACAACUUAAUGUAAGUGAAAUCGAAGGUAAAUGGGAAUCUUAUAUUUCCAAGGUUAUUCAAAAUCCAGCACCUUGUAUUCAAAGUGCUUUGGUUAUUGCAGGUAGUGAUAAGAGAGGUUCCAUAUUCGGUAUUUAUGAUGUUUCGGAACAAAUUGGAGUAUCUCCUUGGUAUUGGUUCGCCGAUGUAGUACCCCCAGAACGUAAUCAAAUAUAUGUUUCUAAAUCUAUUGUCAAAACUCAGGGUGAACCAAGUGUGAAAUAUAGAGGUCUUUUUCUUAAUGAUGAACAACCAAGUUUAGCUGGUUGGGUACAAGCAAAGUAUCCAGAGGGUUUGUACAACUCCUAUUUUGUUCAUGAGUUCUACGUUAACCUUUUCGAAUUAUUGCUUAGGAUGAGAGCCAAUUUUUUAUGGCCAGCAAUGUGGGCUAGCAUGUUUGGAGUUGAUGAUCCUAAAAAUCAAUAUUGGGCUGAUUAUUACGGUAUUGUAAUGUCAACUUCUCAUACAGAACCAUUGAUGAGAGCGACUAAUGAAUGGACUACUUUUGGAAAUGGUUCUUGGGAUUAUAGUACUAAUAAAGAUAACAUUAUUGAAUUUUGGAGAGAAGGAAUUAUUAGAAGUAAACCAUACGAUAAUAUGUGGACAACUGGUAUGAGAGGAUUUGGUGAUACCCCAAUUACAGGAGGGGUUGAAGUUUCGUUGUUAGAGGAUGUCAUUAAAACUCAAAGAGAACUUUUGGGUGAAUACUUCAAUGAAACUAAUGUUACUAAUAUUCCACAGGUUUGGUGUUUAUACAAAGAAGUCCAAGCUUAUUAUCAAGAAGGAAUGUCAGUUCCAGAUGACAUUACUUUAUUAUGGGUUGAUGAUAAUUGGGGUAAUGUAAGAAGACUUCCAGUUUCUAAUGAAACAUCAAGAGCAGGAGGUGCUGGUAUGUAUUAUCACUUUGAUUAUGUGGGUGAUCCAAGAGAUUUCAAAUGGAUCAAUACCAUUUCAUUAGAGAAGACUUGGGAACAAAUGCAUUUGACUUACGAAAGAGAAGCUGACAGAAUUUGGGUUGUUAAUGUAGGUGAUUUGAAGCCUUUAGAAGUACCCAUCGAAUAUUUCUUUUCAUUGGCUUAUGAUAUGGAUACUUGGGGACAAAUAAAUACUGUCAUGAAUUGGACCGUUGCUUGGGCAGAAAGAGAAUUCGGAGCUUACUAUAACGAUGUUGAAGAAAUUGCAGAUAUAUUAGAUCUCUAUGGAUUUUAUGCAUCAAGAAAGAAGUACGAAUCAUUAAACACAACUACCUAUCACUUAUAUAAUUAUAAUGAAGCUGUUACUAUUCUUGAACAAUGGUCUAAUUUAACAGACAGGGCUUGGGCCGUAUACAACAAAUUACCCCAGAAAGUUCAACCAUCUUUCUUUGAAUAUAUUCUUCAUCCUGUUGUUGCUGGUUACACCGUCUAUGAUAUCCAAAUCUCAGCAGGUAAAAACCACCUAUAUGCUGAACAAAGAAGGAAUCAAGCAAAUUCUUUAGCACAGUAUGUUCAACAAAGAUUUCAAGACGAUUUCAACUGGAAAAAGGAAUAUGAUGCCUUACUCGACGGCAAAUGGAUUCAUAUGAUGGAUCAGACCCAUUUAGGUUAUGAUUAUUGGCAACAACCUAUGAGGAAUACCAUGCCGCCUGUUGCUUUUGUUCAAUCAGCAGAAGAUGCAUUAGCUGGAUCAUUGGGGUUGACAGUUGAACAAUCAAGAGGUGCUGUGCCUGGUGAUGAUCAAUAUAAUGCUGUUGCCUAUAGUAAUAACACAUUGGUUCUACCUGUAUUGGAUCCAUAUACCCCAAGCAGGUAUAUUGAAAUAUUCAACAGAGGGAUUUAUGAUAUCAGCUUUAAUGCAACAGCCGAAAAUGAUUAUGUCACAAUCACUCCAUCAACAGGAGCUAUUUCUGCUACUAAUAAUAGCAUUUGGAACUCAGUCUUCCUUGAAGUGACCGUUGACUGGGACAAAGCCCCAGAUGGAUACAAUAUUGAUUUUAUUGAUAUAUCUUCCAAUUCAAGCUAUGGAUUCUUUGGUGAACCUUCGGUUCAUUUACCAAUAAAUAAAACAAGUGCACCUUCCAAUUUCAGUGGUUUUAUUGAAUCUGCUCAAUUAAUUUCAAUUGAAGCUGGUCAUUUUACUAAUAAUAUUUCAACUAAUGAUACAUACUAUGUUGAAAUUGACAGAUAUGGUAGAACCUUAUCAGGUGUAACAUUGUUCCCUGUCAAUGCUGAUUCACAACAAGCUAGUGAUGAUUCUUCGCAUUUAGAAUAUAACUUUUACAGUUUCACUGCUCCCCAAUACGGUGCAAAUGUCACAGUAUACACUUCACCAUCAUUGAAUGUUAAUCCAUACCGUCCAUUGAAGUAUGCCAUUGCAGUUGACAAUGAGGAACCUCAAAUAGUUCAAAUUGUGGUUGAUCCGACCGAUCCAACUGCUAUGCCAGCAGGAUGGGAGACUGCAGCAGAUGAUGGAGUUUGGAUUCAUAAUACUACCCACAUCCUUGAUGGUGGAGAGCAUGUUUUAAAGUUAUGGGCCUUAGAACCAGCAGUUGUUUUCCAAAAGGUUGUUGUUGACUUCGGAGGCGUUGUUGAAUCCUUCUUAGGCCCACCUGAAACAUAUCAUCAAGAUUAGUCUUGAAAUAUUUCAUAUCGAUAAUUCUACGUAGUUCAAAAUAUUUUCUAUUCUUACUUUAUAAAUUU
This is a messenger RNA of Scheffersomyces amazonensis, 3163 nucleotides long. RefSeq lists its product as uncharacterized. The record is from RefSeq and is a predicted model, not a curated record. The coding region runs from base 99 to 3095 and encodes 998 amino acids. The transcript has a single exon. Lineage: Eukaryota; Fungi; Ascomycota; Pichiomycetes; Serinales; Debaryomycetaceae.